Molecule: messenger RNA, 4005 nt
Organism: Carcharodon carcharias (great white shark)
Lineage: Eukaryota; Metazoa; Chordata; Chondrichthyes; Lamniformes; Lamnidae
Gene: mcf2a
Product: MCF.2 cell line derived transforming sequence a
Exons: 30
Coding region: 138-3473 (1111 amino acids)
Biological process (GO): intracellular signal transduction; dendrite development
Cellular component (GO): cytoplasm
Molecular function (GO): guanyl-nucleotide exchange factor activity; protein binding
Source: RefSeq, a predicted model, not a curated record
UUCCCCUCCUGAACUGAGCACCAUUUUGUGAUGGAAGGAGGUACGUUUUAAAAUGCGUUUGCAGGUUGGAUGGUGAAGAGUUGAGGCCAGCGAACAGGGAGGGCAGGGAAGAUCUACACCGGCAAACCUGUCUCGACAUGGCAGCGGCAGAAAAUCUAAAAAUCUCUGAAGCUGAGAUGAACAGCUACUAUUCCCUCUGCAAAGCUUGUUUGCUGCUGGAAUCCACCGUGAAAAAUGACCUUGUACCAGAAACCCUAAACUCCAUUUGUGCAAAAAACAUUUGUGAGGAUCUGAAGAAAAAGUUUGCUUUCCUUCCAGGUGGACAAGGGAAAGAUGGUGCUGGGAUUAUAACUUUUCCAGAGUACCCCAGUUUCAGCGAGAUUUCAGAGGAGGUCAUACAGAAGGUCCUCACGUACCUGACUACUAUUCCAAGUCUACACAAACCUGAAAUCAAGUUCAUUGUUAUCUUGGACAGGCGCCUGGAUACAUGGACAUCUAUCAAAGCAGCUCUCAUCCAAAUAGCGGCCACAUGUCCAGAAAACCUGCAGCUGGUCCUGGUGCUACGGCCGACUGGGUUCUUCCAGCGCACCAUCUCCGAUAUCAGCUUCCGAUUCAAUCAGGACGACUUUAUCCUGAAAUUACCAGUUGUUAUGCUGAAUUCGGUCACAGAGUUGUUGAAGUAUAUUGAUGAAACCCACCUGACUCAUGAGUUUGGAGGCACCCUUGACUACUGCCACAAUGAAUGGAUCCUGUUCCGCACUGCCAUCGAGAGCUUUGCUGUAAUGGUGAAGGAGAUUGCCCAGAUGCUGCAGGCAUUUGGAACAGAUCUGGCUGAGGCUGAACUGCCUGAUGAUUUACAUUCUGUAGAGGACCUACUUAUUGCAAGAACUGAAAAAUACAAUCAGCUGAAGAAUGAUGUUCAAAGGGUAAUAAAGGAGGGUGACCUGCUUCUGACCAACCUCAUGGAGCCUGACGGUAAUGCACAGAGUACGAUGGAGAAGGAUGGAGAUCGAGCAACUGUGAAAAGGCUCCUUGCUCAGUUGCAUGAGAUGGAAACAGCGUUUGACGGCUUUUGGGAAAAGCAUCUGCUUAAACUUGAACAGUGUCUACAGCUCUGGAGAUUUGAACAUGCUUUUGAAGAGGUAAAGGCAGCCUUGGAUUUUUUAGCAGCUGAGGAAGGAGACAUCCCAGAAACUGGCAACAGUGUAACUCACUCCAAACAAGCUCUUCGAGAAUUGAGUAACCUUGAUGAACAAUCUCAGGAAUUAAUUGGGAACGCCCAGGUUCUGGUCUCGCAAGGUAACCAGUUGAUUGCCAAUCGCCAUUAUGCAGAGGAUUUAAUCCGUGAGAAAUGUAACGAGCUCCGUCAUUGCUGUGAUGACUUAGUUGAUGAAAUGAGGAGCAAAUACAUCACCCUUAACAAAUCACUGGAACUGCACACCCAGCUGCAGCAGGUUCUGCAAUGGUGUGAUGAAGGUGCUUACCUCCUCGCCUCUCAGCCCAUGGACAAGUGUCAGUCACAGGAAGGAGCAAAGGGAGCUCUACAAGAAAUCGAGAAGUUUCUAGAAAACUCUGGAGACUACCUGCAGUGUGACACUGAAGAAUUAUACAAUGAGUUUGGACCCAUUCUCACGACACCCAUUAAGGCCCAGAUACAGAUGGUUCAUGAAAAGUUCGAAAACGUGUACACAAUGUUCAUGCAGCGCCAAUUGUCCCUCAAGAAACUGGCUGACAAACAGGUCCGGCCUGUUCAGCCUGUAGCACCACGACCAGAAGCCUCGCCUUUAUCUUUGAAGAGUCCGUUGUUUACACCAAAGCACGGAGUGGAUUCGAGUGCUGGCUCAAAGUUCCCAUUCGACAUUUCCUUGUACGGAAAGAGAAGUUCCAGAAAACCACUGAGUACACGGAAGAUUGAGGUCAUGCAUGAAGUGAGUCAAACAAGGAAUAUAUUGUAUUCUUUAAGUUCUGAAAGUGACGACAACUUGGAAAUCUUAAAAGGGCACGUGAUAAAUGAGCUGAUAGAGACUGAGCGUGUGUAUGUGGAAGAACUGAGCAGUGUGCUGCAGGGUUACAAAAUGGAGAUGGACAACCCCAUCAUGAUACCUCUCAUGCCCUCCUUAUUGGAGAACAAGAAGGAGGUAUUGUUUGGCAAUAUGUCAGAGAUCUAUGAUUUUCACAGCAGAAUUUUUCUUAAUGACCUUCAGAACUGCAUUGAAAUGCCAGAGAAAGUAGGACUCUACUUCCUUGAAAGGAGGGAGAAUUUCCAAAUGUAUGUGAAGUACUGCCAGAACAAGCCACGCUCGGAGUAUCUUUGGAGACAGUGUUCAGACUGCCCCUUCUUUCAGGAAUGUCAGCGUAAACUGGACCACAAACUCGGACUGGACUCGUACUUACUGAAACCAAUUCAACGGCUAACAAAGUACCAGCUAUUGCUGAAGGAAUUAUUAAAGUUCAGCGCUAUCAGUGAUGGAACCCAGGAGUUACAGGAAGCUCUAACAGCCAUGCUGAAUUUAUUAAAGUCAGUUAAUGAUUCCAUGCACCAGAUUGCGAUAACAGGAUAUAAUGGCAACCUGGAAGAGUUUGGUCCGCUUUUGAUGCAGGGCUCCUUCAAUGUCUGGAUAAAUCACAAGAAAGGCCCCACCAAAAUGAAGGACCUCGCACGCUUUAAACCAAUGCAACGCCAUCUCUUCCUUCACGAGACUGUGCUUCUGUUCUGUAAGAAACGAGACGAGCAUGGGGAAGGUUAUGACAAAGCACCUUCUUACAGUUUCAAGCAUUACUUAAAAAUGAGUGCUGUUGGGAUCACUGAGAAUAUUAAAGGAGAUAUUCGGAAGUUUGAAGUCUGGUAUAGCGGGCGAGAGGAAGUGUAUCUCAUCCAGGCUCCAUCAGUGGAUAUUAAGAUGGCCUGGUUGAGUGAGAUGAGAAAAGUGCUGACAAAUCAACAGAGACUCCUCCGAGAAGGCAGCCAAUCUCAUCAUCAUCUUACAGAUCAGAUUCUUCUAUCCACAGGGAAUCAGAAAACAGCCUCUUUAAGUUCGGAAGAAAAUGAUUCUGAUCUCAAAACUCCUGUCGUUUUAGAACACUUCCCUCUGUCACCACAGCAUCUCUCGACACAGAAAGACUGGUCUGGAACAUCACGUUAUGUUGAAGCCUCUGAGGGAAAUGAUGGCUGGUCCAGUAAUAAUGACACCGAGGAGGACGAUACAAACCAGCUGUCCCCUGGGAGGUACAAAGCUCGCACUGAUGGUAAAAUGCAAGAUUCUGAAGAACUGUUAAUUAAAAGCGGUGAUGUGGUACAGUUAAUGCAUGAGGAUGGUGAAGGACAAUGGUUUGUAAAAAACCUGAACCGGGGUCAGCAAGCUUGGAUUUCUGUCAACAGUUUACAGAUCAUUGUUGGUGAUUGUCCGUCCCAAGCAACCAGCUCAUCAGGGUUGGACAUUCAUAAGAUAAGAAAAAUCAAUUCGUCACCUUGACCAGAAUGAUGCAGGAGACCUGGCCCCUGGGACAUUCGGUUUAUAGUCGUCCUCUCUUUCCCCUCAAACAGCUUCACCACAUCUUGGUUUCCUCUUGUGUUGGAGGACCUUUGGUUGAAUGUUUCUCCAUCUGCACUUCAUGCCUAUAGUCAGCAGGGACCAAUAGAAUCCGCCCCACAAUUCAUCGAUGAGGAGGAAGAUGAGGUAGUUGUGCAAUAAACUGAGAAGGAUCUUGAUGGUGUCACUUUGUGGACUACAAAACAAUAAAAGACAUUCAAAGAUGGAGCGAUGAGCAGGAUUGGAUUUCUUACUAUCUUUUAAGGCAAAGACACACGCAUCUCUGGGCAGUUCCAUGGAACUGCUACAUUCUCUUGACUGAACUCUUGGGUUCUUGUGGUGAAGGACGCUGUAAUAUGGAGAAGAGCCUCCUUGUUUUGUAAUUGCUAAGUAUUUUGUGUGUGGAUGCUAGAUCAUUCUGAGGAAAUAAUGUUUACAUAAUCCAUAUUUUUAAUGUUGUGUUAAUAUAGAAAAA